Messenger RNA from Moneuplotes crassus, 2795 nucleotides. NCBI's taxonomy places the organism in Eukaryota, Ciliophora, Spirotrichea, Euplotida, Euplotidae. The record is from the annotation of a GenBank genome assembly.
AAAUAAACCGCGUCGACUAUGAAUAAGUUUUUAGACUACAACCAGAAGGUGUCAGAAGCUAAAAGAUCUGUCUCGAAGGGGCUAAAGCAAGGAGAUACCAAGUCAACUAUGGACUUGAGUAAAUAAAUCAAGCUGGUCCCUAGCCCUGGGCGAUUUGGUGAGACAAACCAAGCGAAAUGUAGACGGAUUUAACCAAACAAAUCCCAAAAUUGGUGGAAUUGAGAGAUCUCAUAGUUCUUUCAACAAUAAGAGGAACUCAACAAGGAAUGUUGGAUAUUCAAACUUGAACCUAAAUCUUGGCUCUCUUGAAUCGAAUAAUUCUGUCAGAGGCAAUAUUGCUGCAUCGUUCGAGAAAGACAAUUCGACACAGAAAGCAGUCAAGAAGUAUAAGAUGCUACAGCAAGAUUUUAUUCAAAAGAGAGAAAGACCUCCAAAAAUGCCACAAGUCCAGGAGCAAGAAGACCCCAGAGUGCAACUAAUUAAUAAGGAAAUAUCUACUAUUAAGAAGGAACAAGUCCUGCUACACAAGGACUUCAAGAGACUCAGAGACGGUCAGGAGAAUAUUCUUAACAAUCAGGUUACUGAGUUAAGACUGCAAGAACAACUUAGUGUACUUCAUGUGGAACUUGAGAAGAAGUUUGAAUCCAAGUUAAAGCAUGCACUUCAGACACAGCCAGAUAAGAAGGUUGAUAAGGUAGCUGCCUCAAUUCUUAAGGCUGUUGACCAGAAGUUUCAUAAGGAUGCUGAAUUAAAGCAGAAAAUCUUUUACAAGCUUGAUGAGAGGCUGAAUCAAGUUGAAGGCAAUCUCAAUAAAUAAAUCUAAUGAGCUGACUAACUUGGUAAACUCUAAGGUUAUGUGUUGUAAGACAGAGCUCAAUGAAGCAAUCCAAGAGCUAAGAAGGACAUGCAAAAUCAUGAUUGAUCAGAUCGAUACAACUAAUAUAAAGAAGUUAAUUGAAACAGAUAGGCAAAACUUUGAAAAUAGGAUAGAGAAUCUCGAACAAAGCAAUAGUAGCAUCAAGGCUCAGAUCAACACCUUCAAGUCAGAUAUAAUUGAAGACGUCGAACAGCUAAGGGCCGAAGUUAACUCUGUCAAAAUUAGCCAGAAGAAGCAGCUUAAUAGUCAACUUACCUCAGAUGAAGUUGAGACUAUGAUACAGAACAACGUCCCUGAUUUCCUAAUAGACUAUGCUAAAAUUGAUGCUGUCAACAACCUGAAAGAGAGGUUUAGUGCUUUCCAAGAAAGAACAGAGGAAAAUAUCCAAGAAUCUUUGCUUAAAGCAGAUGAAAUCCAUAACCAAGUUUAUGACAAGUUUAUCAUGAAUAUAAAGAAUGAGUGGGACUUGAGAUUUGAAAACUUUGACAACAGAAUAGAAAGCUUGGGGGAUGACCUCUCUGCUCAGAUUGAAGGGCAGGAUCAGAUCUUCAAAGACACUAUGGAUGUCCAGAGCGAAGCUCUUUCUCAUACAAGUGAUGAGAUUAGAGAGCUUAAGUCUCAGAUCUGCAACCUUAACACAAAGAUUAUUGAAAUUCAAAACCAGUCGAAUCUUGUAGACACUAAAGAUGACACUGGGAGUAAAUCAUCCUCAAGGAUGAAAAGGGAAGAGGCUCAAGGAUAUGACCUUCCACAUAAUAUUGAUGAUAGUCUUCAGAAGUUCAAGAUAAGCCCAGCAAAGUCAGAUGAUUCUGAGCCUUGUCAGGAUCACAAAAAAAAUAUUAACCAUAUGGAUAUUGAAGAGCCUAAGAACAAUAUUGAAGAUAAUUCUGUAUUUGGGCUUACCCCAACAUCUCAGCUCCAAUCAAAAGGUAUGAGUAGAAUUAAUAAGAGUCCAUUUGAUGAAAAGAUCGAACAAAGCUCCAAAAAGUCCUCUGUGAUUGUGAAACCAGUUGAGCAAGAGCAUUCUUCUCCAUCAGUACAAGAGGAUAAUGAAGAUCAAAAAGACUUUGAGAAUCAUGAAAACUCAGAAGAUCACGAAGAUCAAGAAGACCUAGAAAGUCAAGAAGAAGACCAAAAGACUGAAGUGGAAAUAGAACAAGAGAUCGACGAUAAAAAUAGUCUUCCAAGUCUACAGUCUCUUCAAGAAAAUGAACCACAUGAAGUGAGUCAGAGGAGCUUGAUUAUCGACCAAAGUUCUGAGGAGGAAGUCUCUGAACAUGAACACAUCCACGAUGAAUCUCCUGAAGAAGAAGUACAAAAUAAAGACUCUGAUGAAGAAGAGAAAGAAGAGAUUAAAAUUCAGGAAUAUGAUGACCAAGAAAUAGAGGACGCUCCUGAAGACUCUGGGGACGUAAGUCAGCUGUUAGUAAACCAGAGUAUUCUAGAAAUGAAGAAUAACUCUUCUAUUCAAGACCCCUCUAUUCACCAUGUGGUAGAUGAAAUCUCUGAGUAUAUCCUUGCUGAAGAGACCUUUGAUGCUAUUAAUGAUGUCCUGAGAAUUGGAUGCUCUGAGCAAGACAAUACCUUUGAAGAAGAAAAUUUAAUUUAUGAAGAACCCCCACAACACAGAAGAAUGGGAUCUGAGCCAGACUUUAACCCUGAAGGCUCUCACCGAGAAUAUGAUAUCAAUUAUAAUGAAUAUGGAUACCAAGAUGCCAGUGAGAUUGAAGGUGAAGGUGAACUAGAUUACGGAGAGAUGUUUGACUCUGACCAAGAAAAUCAUCAGCUCAAUACUUAUGAUAGAAUUGAUCAAAGAGGUUCAGAGCAACUGAAGUUUAAUCACCCUGAAUUCCACAAAACUUCUUUGAAUUAUCCUCCAAGGUACAAAUAAUUAUACAGUAAUUCAAUCGUAUUUCAC